Lemur catta (Ring-tailed lemur) is the source of this 2211-nucleotide messenger RNA. RefSeq names its product tubulin tyrosine ligase (gene TTL). The transcript has 7 exons. Gene Ontology annotation, biological process: protein modification process. NCBI's taxonomy places the organism in Eukaryota, Metazoa, Chordata, Mammalia, Primates, Lemuridae. The record is from RefSeq and is a predicted model, not a curated record. The coding region runs from base 186 to 1319 and encodes 377 amino acids.
CCACUCCGGAGGACGCGCGGGCGCCCGGGCGCGGCGCCGCCGGGACCCGGGAGGCGCGGCCAGCUGGCGCGGGGGCGCGGCCGGAGCGCAGCGGGUCGCCGGGCGGGAUCCAGGCUGAGCAGCCGCCUCGGCCCGCUGGUCCCUGCCGCGGCUGCCUGGGCGGCCCGGGCGCGCGGCCCUUCGCCAUGUACACCUUCGUGGUGCGCGACGAGAACAGCAGUGUCUACGCCGAGGUCUCCCGGCUGCUCCUCGCCACCGGCCACUGGAAGAGGCUGAGGCGAGACAAUCCCAGGUUUAACCUGAUGCUGGGAGAGAGGAACCGGCUGCCCUUCGGGAGACUGGGUCACGAGCCGGGGCUGGCGCAGUUGGUGAAUUACUACAGGGGGGCUGACAAACUGUGCCGCAAAGCUUCCUUAGUGAAGCUAAUCAAGACAAGCCCGGAACUGGCCGAGUGCGGUACAUGGUUCCCUGAGUCUUAUGUGAUUUAUCCAACUAAUCUCAAGACGCCAGUUGCUCCAGCGCAGAAUGGAAUCCAGCCACCGAUCAAUAACUCAAGGACAGAUGAGAGAGAAUUCUUCCUGGCUUCUUAUAACAGAAAGAAAGAGGAUGGAGAGGGCAACGUCUGGAUUGCAAAGUCAUCAGCCGGUGCCAAAGGUGAAGGCAUUCUCAUCUCCUCGGAGGCCUCAGAGCUUCUCGAUUUCAUAGACAACCAGGGCCAAGUGCACGUGAUCCAGAAAUACCUUGAGCACCCUCUGCUUCUGGAACCGGGUCAUCGCAAGUUUGACAUUCGAAGCUGGGUCUUGGUGGAUCAUCAGUAUAAUAUCUACCUCUAUAGAGAGGGUGUGCUUCGGACUGCUUCAGAACCAUAUCAUGUUGAUAAUUUCCAAGACAAAACCUGCCAUUUGACCAAUCACUGCAUUCAAAAGGAGUACUCAAAGAACUAUGGGAAAUAUGAAGAGGGGAAUGAAAUGUUCUUCGAGGAAUUUAAUCAGUACCUAACAAGUGCUUUGAACAUUACCCUAGAAAGUAGUAUCUUACUACAAAUCAAACAUAUAAUAAGGAGCUGCCUCCUGAGCGUGGAGCCUGCCAUCAGCACCAAGCACCUCCCUUACCAGAGCUUCCAGCUCUUCGGCUUCGACUUCAUGGUGGAUGAGGAGCUGAAGGUCUGGCUCAUUGAGGUCAACGGUGCCCCUGCUUGUGCUCAGAAGCUUUAUGCAGAACUGUGCCAGGGCAUCGUGGACAUAGCCAUAUCCAGUGUCUUCCCGCCCCCAGACGUGGAACCACCGCAGGCCCCACCAGCGGCCUUCAUCAAACUGUGACAGAGGGAUGCUCAGAGCUGCCUUGGAAAAAGCCCAGGGUCCUGCUCCAGGGGACAAUGAAGUGACUGGAUUGCUCGUUAUCAAGCCAAAGCGAGGGGGAAGAAAGGCAACUCACAAAGACGGAUGGAAGAGAGCAUGUGAGCAGAGAAGGUGACUCCCCCAGAGCGGGUUGCUCGGGGAGUGUCCCAGGUGGAGCUCUGAACAAUGCUGCCGAGACUUUGAAAACGGAAGCAAAUGUCUCUGAGGGGAGAGCAACAUAUCCCUGGGAAAAACCAGGGAUUUGGUUAUUUUAUGUUCUCAUCCCUUAAAAAAACCUUGGUACCCAAAGGCAGCCUUGUGAACAAAACCCCCUCCCCACUCCCUGAGGACAGCAGGCUGCCAGGACCUCUGGUCAGUGCCCCCACCUGCUACAGCCCUAGUGCCUUAGCUCCGUGCCCGCCGCAGCCCCGCUGUCCUGGGACAUGGAGUGGACAUCAGAGCAUCUUGAAGGUUGCCCGUGUGUUCCCCAGUCAUCCUCUCACGACAUUCUGCCCCCUACUCUGGACAAGCAUGCACCAACAGUCCUUAGUUUCGUGCUGCGCGCCAGCCUCUUGGCAAAGGCAGUUUUCCUCAUCACCUUCCUGAUGGCGUUUGGUCAGUUGCCUGUCAGGGUUCGUGUGGGUCAGGCCCCAAUACGGCAAACUGCUGCUCUAGGUCUGCUCGCUGCAUGUUUUAGAAACAAAGUGGCAAGCCUGCCCUGAACCUGUAAGCAUCAAAUAAGCAUGAGAGAGAAAAAAAACAUAUCUUGCUUUACUUAAAAUAGGUUGGGUGUGGUGGGUCUUUGAAAAUAUGAUGAUUCUCAAUCAUCUUUGUUUUAACCAGAAUUCUAAAUGCAGCUUUGCAAAUUUCCCUU